GUUAGGGUUUUGGGAGAAGCGAAAAAACACCGAGCCUCUUCUUAUUUAAGUUUUCUCUUGCUUGCAUUCCUCUUCUGGGAGGACUGAGGAGGCACCUUCGCACUUGCUUCAGCUCUAACUCCUGAUUCCAUAUUUCUGCCCCGAAAAUACUCAGAGUGUUCGAUUGCAUCUGCAUGUACUUCUGUUGUGCACUGAAGUUGUAGGUGACUGACAAAGCACAGAGAUAUUCUACUGGUUUCAGCUAGGAGACACCCAGAUGGCACAGUGGGGUACUCGUCGGCGAAUUGUCUUCCUUGGAAGACACGAUGGAAAUAAACCUCAACUUUCAUCCGGCAGCAGUUAUUCAACACAUGAAGUGAAAGCUGUGAAAACUGAACCCCUGGAGGUACCAGAGAUCAAGAAGAGGAAGCGCCUUAGCCUCAGUGAACUGAAAGAGAAGGAAGCAUUACUUUGUACGAAGAGGCCAACUAGUUCCAAGGUUAUGACAAAGAAGUGUAGUAAUGUGAUUGAAAGAUGGACAGUUGAAAGGUAUAAGCAAGCAGAGCAAGCUAUACUGGAAAUUUUGAAGGCUGAAGAUGCAACUUUUGGAAACCCAAUUUCCAGGAGCGACUUGAGGAUGGCAGCUCGUAAGCGGAUUGGUGAUACUGGGCUGCUCGAUCACUUACUGAAGCACCUUGAUGGUAAAGUGGCACCAGGUGGGAACGAGCGGUUUCGGCGGUGGUUCAACACCAGCGGAAGAAUGGAGUACUGGUUGGAGAGUGAUGACCUGGCUAAUAUACGGCAGGAGGCUGGGGUGCAUGAUCCUUACUGGAUUCCAACGUCUAGGUUGAUGCCAGGUGGUGGCCCCUUUGAUGAUUCUGUUUCUGCUGGAGAACUGAAGCUACUCAAGGCAGAAGUAGAUAAAAUGAAGAGUGAUAUACAGGAGCUGCUUUUAUCCCAGAAGCAAGAGAAAGACCAAGCCAACCAGGAGAGGCUCGAGGAUUUGGCAAAAUGGAAAGCUCAGUCUGAGCAAAGCUUGAAAGUGAUUUUAGGUUCUUGGAAGGGUAUGCAGGACAAUUUUGAGGAAUUAAUGACAUGGAAGGAUAAAGUCGAGCAACAGCUAGUGGAAAUUACAAAUGUUUUGAAUAAUAUGCAAGGACCAAAGCAAUACACUGUCACCAAGACUGAAGCAUCUGAGCAAUGGGAAGAUUGGCUAGAGAGCACCAACCUUGACGGUUUUCAGGGAAAUAAACUUGUGCCGUGGUUUGAGAGCAACAGUCUGGUUAAUUCUGAGGAAGAAUUUAUAAUCCAAGAUCCCUGCUUAGGCCUACGGCUUAGAUCAAAGCAUGGUGAUAGCUCAUCUCAGGACCCUUUUUGCAAAGUCAAGGAAGAUAAGGCUGAAAUGGAGAGAAACAGAGAUGUGUGUGAGCUGUUACUGGAGAAGCAAAGUGGAUAUCAAGCUAAUGUGACCCCUGAUUCUUCUGCUACUGCAAAUUCAAAGUCGGAUCUUGACAAUCUGGUUGUGUUUCAGGAAAUGUUUCAGGAGCUGUUUAAUUGGAAGUAUAUAACAGAGCAGAAGCUGAGUGAGAUAUCAAAUACCGUGAAUGUCAUGAAGCAGAAUUCAAAACUAUUGACUCCUCCAGCCCCUCACGUACCAGAAGAUGGAACUCACUGUAUGGAAUAUCAUCCUUGUUUCAUGUUUUAGGAUGAUUCUAGACUAGCAAGAACCAUAGGAUUUAGAUGUUGUAUAGCAUUCACGAAGCUGCUGCCUGAAAUCACCGUUCUAGCUACUAAACCAGUGAGAUCCCGCUUCUAACCUACAUGUUGAGUCAGAACCCCUUCUAAGUAUUGCUCCUUUAAUUUAAUUCCAAUCUUAAGUUAAAUGUGGCGCAAAUGUUAAUAUACCGCUGAUGGUAAUAUAUAGGUUUAGACCGUUUUCUUAGGAUGCACUUUAUCUUUUGAAUGACACGGCAAAUGAAAUGAUCCACAGCCACAGGUGGACAUACUUAUGUAAUGUGUUUAGGUUAUGACAUUGCGACAGCUGAUAUGAAGCGUAUUUACAAGGU
Messenger RNA from Malus domestica (apple), 2045 nucleotides. RefSeq names its product protein DYAD. The record is from RefSeq and is a predicted model, not a curated record. NCBI's taxonomy places the organism in Eukaryota, Viridiplantae, Streptophyta, Magnoliopsida, Rosales, Rosaceae. Gene Ontology annotation, biological process: meiotic cell cycle; meiotic sister chromatid cohesion; reciprocal meiotic recombination.